CCAAUAAUUCUGGAUCGGAAUCGUUAGCACAGAUUAUAUCAGAACCAACACAAGUUGUAUCAGAACCAAUCAUAGCAAAGUCUUCAAAAGGUCAAAUAUGUGUGAAAACUUCCACUGGAAAGAUUAUAAACCUACAAGUAGCUGGAAGUAACACGGUUUAUUCUCUUAAGGAAAUGAUUCAAAAUAAAGAAUCUUAUUUUCCUGAUCAACAACGCCUUAUAUUUGCUGGCAAGUUUUUGGAUGACGAGCGUCUCAUUUCAGACUACUGUAUAAAAAAGGAAUCUGUAUUACAUCUUUUGUUAAUUCCGAAAGGUCUAAUACACAUACAAAUGCCCACUAGAAAAACUUUGGUGUUAGAAGUGUAUUAUGAUAUUACUGUUAACACCCUUAGAAAAAUAAUCCAGGAUAAGGAGGGUAUUCCUAAUGACAAGUUCUAUUUGUCAUUUAGUCUUAAAACUCAAAGAAACAUCCCAUUAAGUGACGAUGUCCAUAAAUUUGAAGAUACCUAUACUAUUUCAGAAAAAGCAAUUGAGGAAUUUGAUGAAACUUUAUUAAAUUAUAAAAUCCAUUUGAACUAUUAUUUAUCAUUAAUCUCUAUCUAUGUGGAACAAUUUAAUAGAAAAUCUAUAACUCUAGACAUAGUUUUGAAUUAUACUAUUUCUGAAUUAAAAAAAAUAAUCCAACAUAAAGAAGAAAUCCACGUUGAUCAUCAAUGUCUUAUUUUUAAUGGAAGACAAUUG
Molecule: messenger RNA, 740 nt
Organism: Racocetra persica
Lineage: Eukaryota; Fungi; Glomeromycota; Glomeromycetes; Diversisporales; Gigasporaceae
Source: the annotation of a GenBank genome assembly